Messenger RNA from Trichomycterus rosablanca, 2015 nucleotides. RefSeq names its product 5-hydroxytryptamine (serotonin) receptor 2C, G protein-coupled-like 1 (gene htr2cl1). The coding region runs from base 1 to 1515 and encodes 504 amino acids. The record is from RefSeq and is a predicted model, not a curated record. Gene Ontology annotation, biological process: phospholipase C-activating G protein-coupled receptor signaling pathway; G protein-coupled receptor signaling pathway, coupled to cyclic nucleotide second messenger; release of sequestered calcium ion into cytosol. Lineage: Eukaryota; Metazoa; Chordata; Actinopteri; Siluriformes; Trichomycteridae. Gene Ontology annotation, cellular component: dendrite; plasma membrane. The transcript is spliced from 3 exons. Gene Ontology annotation, molecular function: neurotransmitter receptor activity; G protein-coupled serotonin receptor activity.
AUGGGGGCUCCAGGGGGUCCACUGCUGGGUAGCUUUGGCUCCACCACUGCCUCUCUGGACCUCAGUGCCUGGAUGACCUGGCCCAGCAACACUACCGUUAGCCUGAACCAGAGUCUGUUACUAUCAGACCCCCAUGCCAACUCUUCUUCCACCACGUCUUCCACUCAUAGUGUCGCCAAAGAAGUGAUCAAAGAAAAGAACUGGCCAGCUCUGCUCAUACUGGUAAUCAUUGUGCUGACAGUAGGAGGGAAUAUUCUGGUUAUUCUGGCUGUGUCACUGGAAAAGAAGCUGCAAAACGCUACAAAUUUUUUCCUGCGCUCUUUGGCUGUGGCAGACAUGUUGGUGGGCAUACUGGUAAUGCCCAUCUCACUUAUCAAUAUUCUGUAUGACUAUACCUGGCCCCUGCAUCAUACUCUGUGUCCAAUCUGGAUCUACCUUGAUGUGCUGUUCUCCACAGCUUCUAUAAUGCAUUUGUGUGCCAUCUCUCUGGACCGCUACGUGGCCAUCUGCAACCCAAUUCAACAUAGCCGCUUCAACUCACGCACCAAAGCAAUGCUGAAAAUCGCUGCUGUCUGGACCAUAUCUAUAGGUAUUUCCAUGCCAAUCCCUGUGAUUGGCCUUCACGAUGAGAAUAAAGUCUUCGUGAAUGGCAGCUGUGUGCUACAAGAGGAGCGUUUCAUGCUGGUCGGCUCCUUCGUGGCAUUUUUCAUCCCGCUGGUCAUCAUGGUGGUGACGUAUUGCCUCACAGUGCAGGCCCUUCAGCGCCAGGCCUCCGUCUUCCUCUACGAGGCCAAAGCGUCUUCCCAGCAGCCGUUGCAGCCGUCUGCCCCGUCCUCGUCUCUGCUGGCUCCGCCACCCGCCCCGUUGCGCCGCGGCAGCAUGAUCUGCCUAAAGUUUGGAAACUCGCUGAGCCCCACGACAUCUGACACUAUCUCUAUGGUGGCUGGCUCCGAAGCACCUUCUCAGCUCAGCUCUCCGAUUGGAUCGCACGGGCGCCGAGGCAUGAUGCAGGCAAUCAAGAACGAACGGCGCGCCUCCAAGGUGCUGGGCAUCGUGUUCUUCCUUUUUAUGUUCAUGUGGUGCCCUUUUUUUAUAACCAACGUGUUGUUCGUGCUGUGCCACAAGGCUUGCAACAAGCUGCUGCUCGGCGAGCUGCUCAACGUCUUCGUCUGGGUGGGCUACAUCUCGUCGGGAGUGAACCCUCUCGUGUACACUCUGUUCAAUAAGACCUACAGGAGGGCAUUUUCCAGCUAUAUGCGCUGCCAGUAUAGCAGAGCGCGGCUCAAGCCUGUGCAAAUCAACGUAUCAUGCCCGACGCAAGCCGUAGUCACUCCACUUCUCAUUUGUGAGAACGUCGACAGGAACAGUAACUGCCGGAACGGAGACGGGAACGCCCUACAGAAGCAGGAUUCACCGGAUAUGAGCAUGCACUUGCAGGUAGAGAUGAAAACGGGCACGUCUGCACUUUCCGUCAACAGCUGUUACGCGCUUUCCGAACACACCAGCAGCGUCUGAUUUUUACGGAUGUGCCUUCUGUCGAAGCGAAGUGACCGAGGUUGUGUACGGGUGCGCAUGUACUCUUUGUUGUUUAAUGAAUAGCCACCCUAAUAUGACCUGUAUCAACACGGUGUCGAAUGUAUUGCUGGUGGUGGCACUUCACCCGGAGUAGAUGCAAUGAGGCAAUCGAAAACACUCAGUAGAGUUUGUUAAAUAAAUAUGAAUUAAAAAUUUACACCCACACGAGGUGUGUUUGAACAGGUUCAGAUAUCUGAAUGCCAAAAAAAGUGUUGCAUGGCUUCUCAAUAAAACAGUAAAACAGCUGCAGAAGAGGCAGCAAGGCUUCCAAAAAAAAAGAAUCCCAGCUCCAUCAUGUGGUCAUUUUCAAAUGGUGCAACGUCUUGUGAAAUGACAACUGAGAACAUUCUCAACACCAGAUACAUAAAAGCUUUGAUCCACCUUUCUGCUAAAUACAUAUGUUUGCUUCCAUGUACUGAAUUUAAGAUAUAUAACAGGUU